Molecule: messenger RNA, 609 nt
Organism: Numida meleagris (helmeted guineafowl)
Lineage: Eukaryota; Metazoa; Chordata; Aves; Galliformes; Numididae
Gene: TBCB
Product: tubulin folding cofactor B
Exons: 4
Coding region: 1-576 (191 amino acids)
Biological process (GO): spliceosomal snRNP assembly
Cellular component (GO): SMN-Sm protein complex
Molecular function (GO): protein binding
Source: RefSeq, a predicted model, not a curated record
AUGGCGCCAUGGGUGGAGCUGGAGCUGCUCUGGCCCCUAUAUGACCCUGCAGGACCCCGUGUGUCCCUGCAGCGCAAGCUGGAGCUGGUGGUGGGGGCGGUGCGCAAGCUGGAGCUGGUGGUGGGGGCGGCGGCGCCGUGGAUGGAGCUGGAGCUGCGCGGCACGGGGGGGGAGCUGCUGGCGCGCCUGGAGCCCGACGAUGCCCUGCUCGGAGCCUUCCCCGUCAGCGACGGCUGCGGCCUCCACCGCCGGGCGGACCCCCCCGAGCUGACGGAGGUGACCAAAGCCACGCAGGCGACACGCGCGGAGCUGCGCCGCCGCUUCCUGCUCAGCCUGGCAGCCGCGCGGGGACAACCGGUGACGUUCGUCCUCUGCCAGCGCGUGCGGGUCAGCGCCGUGCUGGGGGCUGCGUGCGUCCCCGACGGCACCGAGGUGGCCGGGGACGAUGGCAGCGCGGCGGUGGCCUUCCAGGUGGACGCGCUGCAGACGCCGCUGGGGGUGCAGGCGGCCGCGCUGCUGCGGGGACGAGACGUGGUGGCCUUCGGGUUCCGGGCGGCUGAGAAACGGGGGAAGUGACGGGGAAAUAAAUGGGGAAACGAGGGGAGGAAA